Molecule: messenger RNA, 1447 nt
Organism: Hirundo rustica (Barn swallow)
Lineage: Eukaryota; Metazoa; Chordata; Aves; Passeriformes; Hirundinidae
Gene: PTGES3
Product: prostaglandin E synthase 3
Exons: 8
Coding region: 119-601 (160 amino acids)
Biological process (GO): protein folding; chaperone-mediated protein complex assembly; telomerase holoenzyme complex assembly
Cellular component (GO): nucleus; cytosol
Molecular function (GO): protein-folding chaperone binding; Hsp90 protein binding; prostaglandin-E synthase activity
Source: RefSeq, a predicted model, not a curated record
CCGCGGAGCCUUCCCGGCACCGCCCGACCGCCACCGCGCCGCCCGUACAGCCCGCGACACCGCCCGGAGCCCGACCCGCGCCGCGCAGGAGCGCCCGCCGGAGCCGUCGCCAUCCGCCAUGCAGCCUGCCUCUGCAAAGUGGUACGACCGGAGGGACUACGUCUUUAUUGAGUUCUGUGUCGAAGACAGCAAAGACGUAAAUGUAAAUUUUGAAAAGUCCAAACUCACGUUCAGUUGUCUUGGAGGAAGCGAUAACUUUAAACAUUUAAAUGAAAUCGAUCUUUUUAAUAAUAUCGAUCCAAAUGAAUCAAAGCAUAAAAGAACAGACAGAUCCAUCUUGUGUUGUUUACGAAAAGGAGAGUCUGGUCAGGCAUGGCCAAGGUUAACAAAAGAGAGGGCAAAGCUCAACUGGCUCAGCGUGGACUUCAACAACUGGAAAGACUGGGAAGAUGAUUCAGACGAAGACAUGUCCAAUUUCGAUCGCUUUUCUGAGAUGAUGAACAACAUGGGAGGAGACGACGACGUAGACUUGCCAGAAGUAGAUGGGGCAGAUGAUGACUCGCCAGACAGUGAUGAUGAAAAAAUGCCGGAUCUGGAGUAAGGCAAACUGUUGUCUUCAGGGUUUUGGGGAAAGAAGUUCAUCACAACAUUUCAUAAUUGAGAUAAGAAUUCCUGAGUUGAUAGCCCUAAAGGGAGAUCCUGCAUCCUUUAACCCAUUUUCAGUCCAUUUUAAAUGGCUUCACUGAUGGUAGGUGUGUCCCAUGGCACGGGGCGGUCUUAAAGCCAGGAGAGGCAAUAACGUUUAUGCAUGAACCGUUUUCCAGACUUCCAACAAACAAACAAACAAAAAAAAACCCCAAACCAACCCAAUUGAGGUAUAGGCAAUCCGUUCAGAACAGUUGCAAUAAAGUUUACAGAGCCUCCUUGCCUCGUAGCAGAUAAAAUUACAAUGGGAGAACCCCCCAAUUAACACUGAGUGGUAAACGAACAUUUUUCCUUCUCCCCUCCCCUUCCUUCCAUGGCCUGAAAUUGUCCGUUUGUACCGGGAACAAAAACUCUUCUGUCAUAUUGGCUCCCCAAAUUCAGCAGGCGAGGGCGCAUCCCUCUGUGGUGUCUUCAGGUCUGUUCCACUAAAAAGUUUGUACCGAAAAAGGAAAACUUUAAACUUCUCUCUGUUUUUGGUGGCGGAGCCUGCCCCUGGUCCCGUGUGACCCCCAAACCUUUCCACCUCCUCGCCCGGGGUGCGAGUGGCUGUACAUUGUUGCUUGUCAAUCUGUACAUUUAGACCAAAUCGUAUUUGCACUGUGGGUUUGGCAGCAAGUGACAGACCGUGGGGCGCGCGGGCGCCUGCGAACCGGGCUGAAAAAAAAAAACACCUCAAUUUAUGUUCAGAGCAGCUGGGAUUUUUUUAAUGUCUGCAUUCUUUCUAAUAAACUGUUGAAGACUC